CGCCGGACACCGGCUCCUGCGCAGCCCCGUCCUGUGCAUCAGCAGGAGUCACCUGGAAGCGCAGCACCCUGUCCUGUGCACCGGCUCUGCGCAGCCCGGGAACGCAGCACCGUCCUGUAUCUCAGCGGGAGUCAUCUGGAAACGCAGCACCGUCCUGUGCACAUCAGCAGUCACCUUGAAACGCAGCACCAAGCUGUGUAUUGGCAGGAGUCACCUUGAAACGGAGCACUGACUUGUGUACCGGCAGGAGUCACCUGGAAAUGCAGCACUGACCUGUGUAUUGGCAGGAGUCACCUUGAAACGCAGCACCGUCCUGUGUGCAGACAAGACUCUCCUGUGUACGGCCAAGAGUUGCAGAGAAACGCAGCACCAUCCUUUGCACAGCAGGAGUCACCUUGCAACGCGGUACUGACCUGUACAAAACAGGAAUCACCUUCAAAUGCACCACUGACCAGUUUGCGGCCAAGGGUCCCCAGAAACGCAGCACUGUCCUGCGUACAGACAGGGGUCACUGAGAAACGUGGCACUGUCCUGCGUAUAGACAGGAGUCACUGAGAAACGCAGCACCGUCCUGUUUACGCUGGGAGGAGAGGGCGAUGGCAGAAGUCAGCAGUGAGUCGCUGGGCGUGCGUUGGGCAGACUGGAUGUCGAGGUUACCGGAGAGCAUCCACGCCGUCCCGCUGACUGCGCUAGCCAUCCCUGGGUCACACGACUCCUUCAGCUUCUACAUCGAUGAGUCGUCCCCGGUGGGGCCCGAGCAGACGGACACGGUGCAGAGCUUCGUCUCGGUGUUUGGUGUGGUGGCUAAGCGCCUGAUGAGGAAGUGGCUGUCGACCCAGAGCCUCAGCUUCCGGAAGCAGCUGCAGGCGGGGAUUCGCUACUUCGACCUGCACAUCUCCACCAAGCCCAGGGACCCGGAGCACCAGCUCUACUUCGCUCACGGUUUCUACAGCACCACGGUGAGGGAGGGGCUGGAGGAGAUCAAGGCCUUCCUGGUAGAACAGCCCAAGGAGGCCAUCUUCCUGGACUUUAACCACUUCUACGGCAUGCAGAAGCGUCACCACGAGGAGCUGGUGGCAAUGCUGAGGGAGUGUUUUGGCGAGAGGCUCUGCCCCGUCAUCUUCGCCCAGGAGGUCAGCCUGCAGUACCUCUGGGACAAGGGCUAUCAGAUCCUGGUCUUCUACCACAACCCCGUGGCCCUGGACGUCACCUUCCUGUGGCCAGGGCAGAUGAUGCCAGCACCCUGCCCCAACACCACCGACCCCGAGAAACUCAUCCAGUUCAGCCAGGCCUCCAUCGCCGAGCGCCGCAGCAAGGGCACCUUCCACGUGUCGCAGCUGGUGCUCACGCCCAGGGCCAGCACCGUGGUGAAGGGCGUGACCAGCGGCCUGAGGGAGACUAUCGCCGAGCGAGCCCUCCCAGUGAUCAUUCGGUGGAUCCGAUCCCAGAAACCGGGGGAGAAUGGAGUCAACAUCGUGACAGCAGACUUUGUGGAACUGGGAGAAUUCAUCGGGACGGUGAUUGGACUUAAUUACCCUGCGGAGACUGGAGGGGGGAGCACCAGCUGAGCAGUAGGCCAACUCCCCACCCUCCCGUCGCUCCCAGGCUAGACCCCUGUUGUCGUAACCAGUUUCCGGAUCCUUCUGUGGUGUGUCCGUCCCUUGUGAUGUCGAAGCCAUUCAGUGUCCGGGAUGCCGUGGUCUGGGAGUCGGGGCAGACGUCUGGGGCAGCGCAAGGUUCACCCAGUGCCCGGGUGGUCUGAGCUCAACACCUCCUCCAGCCUCCCCCUCCCACCCCCCACCUCCUCCCUCACCUCCAGUGGGGAAGUUCAGUCCCCUACAUGGCAUGACCCCCAUUCACCCUUCAACCCUGGUGAACCCUGACAAACUGGAGUGCUUGGUCUUCCAAGGUCUGGCCCCUCCUGCGAACCCCUUCCGGACCCCUUGAUCAUCCCUCCUGAGGUGUCCAACCUGAUCUCAGAUCUCCUAGACCCUACCCCGGGACCUCGCCUCCCCUCGAGCAGCUUGGUCACCAGCUCCCAGGGCACCAACCAUGCCGACUGUUGGCUGUUCUCACUGCCUGGGCCCUCGGACUGUGCGCGGAUGGUGUCGGACACGGCCGCUGUGGUGAUGAGGCCACCAGGGGUGGACAACAGACCCUGCUGUCAUUCCGUCAGGUACCGGCGGUUCUGGAAGGUCUCGGUGCCCUCACCCAAUGCACGUCGACCUCAGAUGGGCACAGGGACCUUGGUUUCAUCACCUGUCAGCAAGGGGCCACGGGCAGUGAGGAUUAGCCCCUGGUUACUGGUCCCCACCAAGGAGAUAGUCUCCGUCCACAGACCCUCAGCAGUCUAACACUGGAGAUCGCAGAGAUUUGAUCAGCUCCCAACCUCGCCCACUCCGGUGACGUGGAUCUGUCCUGAUUUCUGUCACGUUCCAGAGCUCUGGAAGUGUGUGAGACGCAGAGUGAAGCUCCCUCCACGCCGUCCCAUCACACACUCCCAGGGUCAGACACAGGGUGAAGCUCCCUCCACACCGUCCCAUCACACACUCCCGGGGUCAGACACAGGGUGAAGCUCCUCCACACCGUCCCAUCACACACUCCCGGGGUCAGACACAGGGUGAAGCUCCCUCCACACCGUCCCGUCACACACUCCCAGGUCAGUGUAGGUGAGGAUGGGUGGUGCUGACUGGUGAGUGUGUGAGCUGCUCGUGUGCCCCCUCUGGUGGUCAGGCUGAGGUUGGCAGGGACAGGGCAAGCCCAGAAUGUGGUUUGUGCCCCGGGUCGGGUGAACUGACCCUCCCAGAUCUCCCUGAGUCCGUGUUCAUGGUGACCACCUUCUGUUCUGUGUUGUGUUUGUUCAAGCCACUGGUGAAUGUUUCCUGUGAUUGCUGGCAGCUUGUGUUACAACAGUGGCUGUGUGUUGUGCAGUGCCAUCUGUCAAUGGACCGUGUCCCACCGAGGAACAGUCGUUGUCCCAAUAAAACCCUGUCAAUCUGUGCAACGUCACUGAGGUGUUCCGUGUGAAGGCAGCAAUGGA
This is a messenger RNA of Pristis pectinata (smalltooth sawfish), 3040 nucleotides long. RefSeq names its product phosphatidylinositol-specific phospholipase C, X domain containing 3 (gene plcxd3). Gene Ontology annotation, molecular function: phosphoric diester hydrolase activity. The record is from RefSeq and is a predicted model, not a curated record. Gene Ontology annotation, biological process: lipid metabolic process. Lineage: Eukaryota; Metazoa; Chordata; Chondrichthyes; Rhinopristiformes; Pristidae. The transcript is spliced from 3 exons. The coding region runs from base 597 to 1568 and encodes 323 amino acids. Gene Ontology annotation, cellular component: synapse.